Messenger RNA from Populus euphratica (Euphrates poplar), 3078 nucleotides. RefSeq names its product formin-like protein 3. Lineage: Eukaryota; Viridiplantae; Streptophyta; Magnoliopsida; Malpighiales; Salicaceae. Gene Ontology annotation, molecular function: actin filament binding. The record is from RefSeq and is a predicted model, not a curated record. Gene Ontology annotation, biological process: actin nucleation; actin cytoskeleton organization. The transcript is spliced from 6 exons. Bases 1 to 2877 code for a protein of 958 amino acids.
AUGGAAUUGAGAAGACUGAGAGCAGGUUAUGCAAUUGUUUAUGUCAUUCUUCUUUGUACAUUGGCAAUGGGGAGUAUAGAGGGCAAAAGGAGAGCAGAUAUGCUUUUUGGCAAUUGUGAUCCUGAGCUAAAGGAAAAAAUGGUGGUAUGGCUUGCAAAUUUAUGUUUUGGUUCCAAGGUUCAGAAGCAGAUUGUUGCAAAUGUGCUUGUGGUAGCAGGAGAUAAAGAAGAACAAGCAUGGAUUCAUUGCUGGAAGGAAUUGGUAGAUAGGAAUGGCUCUUUCGAAGAUUUCGAUUUAGAUAUGCUGCAGGAAGCUAAUUUUGAGUUGAAAUCAAGAUUGCUCACAAAAGAAAACAUCGAUAAAUCCUUAAGUGUUCUAUCACCGAAAAUGAAACAAGAACUUCUGGAUUAUUGUUUAAGAGAGAAAAAUCUUCACUUUUCUUACCAUGGAGAUAGUUCUAGACAUUCUUUCAUCGAGUGUGUUAAGUUUCUUUUACAUUUGUGUAAUAGUCACAGAGGAUAUCUAGCUAGCAAUACUCAUCGACAGACAAAACCAAGCCUUACUCCAUCAGCGCCUGCAGCAGCAUCCCCAGGUUAUGGUUCAGCACCAUUCAAUCUAGCAGCUGUCAGCUCUUCAUCUCCAAGGAGAUUGACCCUUUCGUUCUUUGAAAAGAAAUUGUAUCGCCUACAAGAUAUGAGUGACUCACCUCCUCCUCCAUCACCAGGAAAACAUUCUCCACCCAGUUCACAUUUUCAUAAACAAGUUCCUCCACCACCAGUGCAUAAGGGCGUUGAUCAGAAUCUUAUUGUUGCUGUUGCUGCGACUGCAGCAGGAACAUUUUGUUUCGUUGCGACACUCUUCAUUUGCUGGUGCUGUUGUAAGGAACAUUUUGUUUCGUUGCGACGCUCUUCAUUUGCUGGUGCUGUUGUAGGGGUAGUAGCAACAAAAUUGGCCCUGGAGGUGGAAAAAGAGAUGAGAGGCCUCUUCUGCACUUCAAUCUGUCUAAUAGUAAUGCAUUUUCAGGACCCCGGCUUGUCAUUGAUUCAUUGUAAUAGUUAUUUUCUGAAGAAUGUACUAAUUAUGAGUCAACUUUAUCUUCUCUUUUCAGCUACUUCUCAAAGUUCUUUUAGCUUAGGAAAUUCCAGUUCCAAAGAGCACAGUUCUAAUAGUGGAAACACUACGUUCCAAAGCAAUUUGUCAACGAAAUAUGGAAAUCAUGAUUCCUCUCUGGCAGACGCACCAUCAGUAGAAGCUCAUGCAGGAGAAGCACUCCCUCCUCUAAAACCUCCUCCUGGAAGAACUCCUGCUCCUCCACCUCCUAGACCGCCGCCGCCACCACCACCUCCGGUUGCUGCUCCUCGUCCCCCGGUGCCUCCAAAAGUUGGUCGUGCUCCACCAGUUCCUCCUUCUAAAGGCAAGUUGAAGCCUUCCCCCCUUGGACCACAUCGCGAGAAUCCCAGCGAGGGAGAUGAUCUUGAUAGUGAAGAAGCUCCAAAAGCCAAGCUAAAACCAUUCUUUUGGGAUAAGGUUGUGGCCAACCCUGAUCACUCAAUGGUUUGGGAUGAGAUCAGUUCCGGUUCAUUCCAGUUCAGUGAGGAGAUGAUAGAGUCAUUAUUCGGUUAUAAUUCUGUGGAUAACAAUAAAAAUGAUCGCAAGAGAGAUCCAUCUGAACCUUCAAUCCAGUAUAUUCAGAUCAUCAAUCCAAGGAAAGCACAAAAUCUAUCCAUUCUUCUACGAGCACUGAAUGUGACUACCGAAGAAGUCCUUAAUGCUUUGCAAGAAGGUAAUGAGCUACCAGUGGAGCUCCUUCAAACAUUGCUGAAGAUGGCACCGACAUCAGAAGAGGAGUUGAAGCUUAGGUUAUAUGCUGAUGACAUCUCUCAGCUAGGUCCUGCAGAGCGUUUCCUCAAAGUCUUGGUAGAAAUACCAUUUGCUUUCAGACGAAUAGAGGCAUUAAUAUUCAUGAGUGCUCUACGGGAAGAAGUUUCAGGCCUUAAAGAGUCCUUUGCAACUCUUGAGGUGGCUUGCAACAAACUCAGAAACAGCAGGCUAUUUCUGAAACUCCUAGAGGCAGUUCUUAAAACUGGUAACCGAAUGAAUGAUGGUACAUACCGCGGUGGAGCACAGGCAUUCAAACUUGACACGCUCUUGAAACUUUCUGAUGUCAAGGGAAUAGAUGGAAAAACUACACUCUUACACUUUGUCGUUCAGGAGAUCAUUCGCUCUGAAGGCAUUCGUGCUGUGCGCACAGCAAGACCCAGCCUGAGCUUCUCAAGUGUGAAGUCAGAUGAAUAUAUUGACAAUGCUAACCCAGCAUCAGCAGAGCACUACCGAAACCUUGGUCUUCAAGUGGUAUCAGGUUUAAGCACUGAACUUGAAGAUGUAAGAAAGGCAGCGAUCAUAGACGCUAAUGUUCUAACAUCUACAGUGUCGAAACUUAACCAAUCAUUAACAAAAACUAAGGCUUUCCUAGACUCUGACUUGAAGAGUUUGGGAGAAGACGGUGAAUUCUAUCAUGCAUUGGCUAGCUUUUUGGAGCGUGCAGAGUCUGAAAUGUCAAGCAUGUCAGAAGAAGAAAGGAGGAUAACGGCUCUGGUGAAGAGCACAGCAGACUAUUUUCAUGGGAAUGCAGGAAUGGAUGAAGGUUUGCGUUUGUUUACAAUUGUACGAGAUUUCUUGAUAAUGAUAGAUAAGACAUGUAAAGAGGUGAGAGAUGACAGAGCAAAGAGGCCAAUUACGACAACCAAAAAAGAGGUUCGGGAAGUGAAAGCAACAAACAGCCAGAAACCUGAAAAUGCAAUUCAGAAACUGUUUCCAGCAAUUGUCGGAAGGCGAGCUGAUGAUUCCAGUUCAGAUGAUGAGAGCCCAUCUCCUUAGCCUUACAAGCUUCUAUUGUCUCUAGAACUUAUUCAGGUGGCUUGGAAUCUUCGAAGGCACGACAGCCUGGAUUAGGCAUAAUUCGCAGAAAUCUUCCCGACCUCUGUCUAGUCUGCAGGAGCACAAGACCUUGAUUUUCCUCUUCAAAUGUUUUCUGAGAGACUGUUAUAACCUGAUGAAAGUUUUUGAUCAUAGAGAUAG